This is a messenger RNA of Monopterus albus (swamp eel), 4005 nucleotides long. RefSeq names its product LON peptidase N-terminal domain and ring finger 1 (gene lonrf1). Gene Ontology annotation, molecular function: ubiquitin protein ligase activity; protein binding. The record is from RefSeq and is a predicted model, not a curated record. The coding region runs from base 200 to 2410 and encodes 736 amino acids. The transcript has 12 exons. Lineage: Eukaryota; Metazoa; Chordata; Actinopteri; Synbranchiformes; Synbranchidae.
UUUCCAGCGCAGGUUUUGUAACCGAGACGUUCUGACCAAUCACGUCCCGAGUCUGUGUUCACGUGACGGUUUUUUUUUUAUGUAACAAACGGGUGUCUAUAAUGUGAAGGACCGCGGCAGCUACAGAAAUGUAUAGAAACGUUAACAGAAUAAAAACUAAAUCUCCAUAACAGUUGUCUAUUUAAUUAUUGACGCUAUAAUGUCUCUCCAGCCGCAAGUAGAGGACGCCCCGGAGGAGAAAAGCGCCUUUUUCAUCGGCACGGACUCGAAACACGUCUCGGAAGAAGAGGACCAUCAUCAGCUUUUAUUACAGAAAGUCAACGCGCUAGCAUCGGAAAACUACCUCACAGAAGCGAUUUACUGGUUUUCCGUGGCUAUGCGGUAUGGUCCCGUGCGACCUGAACAAUUAAACUCUUUCGUGGACUGUAUCCUUCGCAACUUUAAGACAAAGGCGGCGGUGCCAGACCCACUCUCGGGCCACAGACGGGACAACUCCGGGGGCGACGUGUUUGACUGUCCGAACUGCCAUAACUUUUUAGGUGAACCUAUGACCAUAGCCUGUGGACACACUUAUUGUAAAAGAUGUUUAUAUCGACGGCUGCUCUCCAAAUGUAAGUUGUGCAAUGAAGCCGUAAGGGGCGAGGAGAAAGCGAAUGUAAUUCUGUGCGGACUUUUAGACAAAUGGUUCCCCGACGAGUUGAAAAAGUCGAAAACAGUAUGUGAAGUGGACGAGCUGUGUAGAAACAAACGCUACCAAGAAGCUGUUUUGCUAGCAACCCACGUUAUCGAGUCAGACCCAGAGACGACAGAGGUGGCGCGACUCUCUCGCGCCGAGGCGUACACGGCCCUCAAACAGUACCGUCUGGCUUUGGCAGACAUAGAAUUUUGUCCUGGGUCCAGCUCUUCUGCUGAAUGUUUGUAUAGGAAAGCUAUGGUGCUACAUGAAAUGGGCCAGGUGGAUGAGUCUCUCCAAGUCUUCCUUCAGUGCCUGGCUGUGGACGAGGACUUUCCCUGUGCUAAGAGACAAGUGGAGAAGAUCUUGUGUGACUUGCUCUCUCCUGCUGGUGAGAAUGUGAAGGUCGGCCUGAGGGAAACUACACAGAACGCAUCACCUCACCUGCACAGUAAAACUAUUGUGGCCGAUGCCCAAGCUCACCCACAUAGCCCAGUCCAAAGACAACACCAAGACCAAGUCUGUGCCAACUCUGUAAACCACCAUCUGGACAACCAGGAGGAACACUGGGAAAGUCUGGAGCGCCCUGGUUUGAGCCGAGCUCAUUCGUUACGGAUGCAUGGCUCUAGCCAUGAUGAGGAGGGCCUGAAGAGAGUCUACUCUGCUCCUCAGCUGGGGGACCAGGAGAAAGGGAGCCUGCUGAAGAGAAAGUUGUCGUCAGACACGGAACCCUGUGUUGUGGACAGUGGAAGUAGCAAACAUAAAAAACAAGUCUUCAAACAACAGGCUGCCAAAAUUAAAACCUGCAGAAGUGUCCCCAAGGACCUGCUGGACCCCAGUGACUUGGAGUGCUCUCUAUGCAUGAGGUUGUUUUAUGAGGCUGUGACUACACCAUGCGGCCACACCUUCUGUAAAAACUGUCUAGAACGCUGCUUGGAUCACACACCCCAGUGUCCCCUCUGUAAAGAGAGCCUGAAAGAGUAUCUAGCAUGUAGGAAGUAUAUGGUGACAACUCUCCUGGACACACUGACCAAACAGUAUUUGAGUCAGGACUAUGCAGAGAGGACUAAAACCCAUCUGGAGGAGACCAGAGAGCUGUCUGAUCUCAUGAAGAAUGUGCCUAUCUUUGUGUGUACCAUGGCUUACCCCACCGUGCCUUGCCCUCUGCAUGUCUUUGAGCCACGUUACCGCCUCAUGAUUCGUCGCUGCAUGGACACGGGCACGCGGCAGUUUGGGAUGUGUAUUAAUGAUCCACAGAAAGGGUUUGCAGAUUAUGGCUGCAUGCUGAUCAUCAGGAGUGUCCACUUCCUCCCUGACGGGCGAUCAGUAGUGGACACAGUGGGAGGAAAACGCUUUCGGGUCUUGUCCCGAGGAGUAAAGGAUGGUUACAGUACUGCUGACAUUGAACACUUAGAAGAUACCAAGGUGGAGGACAAUGAUGAGCUGGAGAGACUACAACAGCUGCAUGAUGCAGUGUAUGAGCAGGCUCGUGUUUGGUUCCAGAACCUGAAGAUCCGCUUCCACAACCAGAUCCUGCAGCACUUUGGACCAAUGCCGGAACGCGAAGCUGACAUCCAGGCAACUCCCAAUGGCCCAGCUUGCUGCUGGUGGCUCCUGGCUGUCUUACCUAUUGACCCACGGUACCAGCUCUCCGUCCUCUCGAUGACCAGCCUCCGAGAACGCUUAAUGAAGAUCCAGCACAUCCUCACGUAUCUGCAGAGCAUCCCCAGCAACUAGAGCUUCCUCUUCUCACCACCAAAAACAUCCUUAAGACCUUAAAACAAUACUGAAGCAACCUCCUAUGAAAAUCUUGCCAACUUCUGUUUCUGCUGACAUCUGAUCAUUUAAAUGACCUUUUUGACAGCUGUUAGACCCCUUAUUCUACAUCUGUUUGUAUUAAGUCUACACAAGAUGAGAGCAAGGCUGAAACAUCCUUGAACCAGUGGAUCACUGAAAAAGAGAUAAGGCCGACCCAUCUCAGGAACACUUCCAAGGACACACACUACUUGUGAUUGUCAAAAAUGAUUUAAAAAGUAAGACAGAUAUGACAGCAGUUAUUUUGAUCUGCUCUCAUUCGUAAUGCAUUUCAUUUUCAUAUGAACUUUCUGAAGGAGAGAGUCGUGUACAGUAUCUAAGAAUGAUUUCUGAGUGUACCGUCUCUCAGGAUAGUAGUACUUCCAGUGCUGGCGUGAAGAGAGUCUGCACCCUCUCUGGUGAGACCAGUGUUUUUGUUUAUCUCCUGGCUUUCAGGUUUGUUUACAUGGAGAAGGAGGGGGGAUGUGAUCCUGUGGAACAAAAUCCUAAAUGCUGAAAGUCCAAACAGUGAUUGCAAGAUGUAAUGUGACUUCGAGGAACCAUUGAGAAGGGAUUUGUGCAAAACCCAGUGCAACUGAAGGCCGGUGUAUGUGUACUAGACGCCAAUGAAAAGCAUUCAUCUUUCCCAGGUAUUAAACUUUCUUCUUACGCAUUUCUCCCACAUGCACAACUGCUGCCACUAAGUAGUGGCAAAGGGAGCUUCCUGUUAAAAGACUGAGAUCUGUAUUUUCCCCCAGCUUUAUCCACUUUGAGUUACUUCAAAAUUGUCAUGCAGCAAUCUGCCAUUGUGUGCCUCCUGGACAUGAACAUGAAUUUGGAGGAACAGUCUUGACCCUGAAAUCUUAUAUUGAUUCUGUGCUUUUUAGAUGUUUGUUUCCCUCUCACAGCUCUGACCUUAAAUUUUAAGCCCUAUCUUCCAAAAUGUUUGUCAUGAUGCUGUAGAGAUCCUACUAGAGUGUGAGGCUUUUCCAAUGAAAAUGAAAGACAGCAGUUCUGUUUUUAAUUUCUCUCCUCAAAACUGAGAUGCAGUUUCCCAUUUAACACAUUUACACCGAAUUAAUUUAUAAAUUAAAAUAUAUGUGCAUUCUGGCUGUCUUUAUAUGAGAAAUUCUAAGUGGGAUUUUGAAAGAUUAUGAUAAAACGAGACAAAAGCAGCAUGUAUACCACCAGUGGGUUUGCAUUAUUCCUCAUUCAAAGCUGCUCUCAGUCUGCCUGCAGUGCUUCUGUCAGGACACUGCAUUUGCCUUACGCCAUUUUGCAUUGUGAUUUGGGGAAAAAAAAAACAAUAGCUUGAUUACCAUUCCUUUGUAUGAGUAUGAAGUAUGAUUUCAUUGUAUUUUUCCCCCUCAGUCUGAGGCACCAUAUGUUCACAAUGUGUAUAACAAUAUCUGGAAAAAAGUCUUAAAUGUUAAGCAUUUGUAGUAAAAAAAAAAAAAAAAAGCUUUUUGGACAGAUCAUGCUUUUUGUCAAAUGUUUUAAGUUAUCAGUAAUAAUAAAUGCUCCUUUUUUCAGUUUAA